Molecule: messenger RNA, 198 nt
Organism: Aureococcus anophagefferens
Lineage: Eukaryota; Pelagophyceae; Pelagomonadales; Pelagomonadaceae
Exons: 1
Biological process (GO): fatty acid biosynthetic process
Molecular function (GO): fatty acid synthase activity; 3-oxoacyl-[acyl-carrier-protein] synthase activity
Source: RefSeq, a predicted model, not a curated record
GGACCAAGCCUUUCCGUCGACACCGCAUGCUCGGCAUCUUUGGUUGCGCUACAUGUGGGGUCUCUGUCAAUAAUUCUCGACAAGAUAUCACAUGCCGCAAUUGGCGGGAGUUUGUUGAUUGCUUCUAUCGUGUCAAUCGCUUUCUCCGCAGCAGGAAUGCUUUCUGCGCAUGGGCGAUGUCACACGUUUGACGGUUGA